This is a messenger RNA of Pediculus humanus corporis (human body louse), 1257 nucleotides long. RefSeq names its product class B secretin-like G-protein coupled receptor GPRghp2, putative. Gene Ontology annotation, biological process: neuropeptide signaling pathway. The coding region runs from base 1 to 1257 and encodes 418 amino acids. Gene Ontology annotation, cellular component: plasma membrane. The transcript is spliced from 3 exons. Lineage: Eukaryota; Metazoa; Arthropoda; Insecta; Psocodea; Pediculidae. The record is from RefSeq and is a predicted model, not a curated record. Gene Ontology annotation, molecular function: neuromedin U receptor activity.
AUGGAUAACGAUUUGAGCACAGUGGAUGCGAUCAUGUUGGGAGAAGUUGUUUUUCCAUUCGACGGCAGCACUAACAACAGCAGCAACAAUUUCACAAUGCUGAUGUUUCCCAGACGAGAUCCAUUGUACAUAGUCAUACCAAUGACAAUUAUCUAUUCGUUUAUUUUCAUAACCGGAGUCGUUGGAAACGUCAUCACGUUCAUCGUCAUAGUCAAAAAUAAAUACAUGCACACGGCGACAAAUUAUUAUUUAUUCAGUUUGGCCAUAUCCGAUUUAUUAUUAUUAGUUUCCGGUUUGCCGCAAGAAAUGGUUUCCAUAUGGUGUCGAUAUCCGUACAUGUUCGGUGAGAUUUUCUGCGUUUUGAGAGGUCUUUCCGCGGAAACAUCGACGAACGCUUCCGUUCUCACGAUAACGGCUUUCACGGUCGAACGUUACGUCGCCAUAUGUCAUCCAUUUUUAUCGCACACCAUGUCGAAACUAUCCCGCGCCGUGAAAUUAAUUAUCGUGAUAUGGUUGGUAGCGUUGUCUUUUGCCAUACCUCAAGCCAUACAAUUCGGCGUCGUCAUCAUCGACAACGAUCCCGAUCAAGCCAUGUGCACGUUGAAAAGAACAAUUAUCGAUCACUCGUUCGUUCUCUCUAGCUUUUUGUUUUUCGUCACUCCCAUGACUCUGAUAACCGUUCUAUACGUAUUGAUCGGCAUUAAAUUAAGAAAAUCGAGCAUGAUGAAAAGAAACGGAAGUUCAUUUUACAACAACGUCGAUAAUAAAAACAAUCAAAGGGGAAAAUAUUAUCCGCCACACCAUCAAUCGUCGAAAAGAGUUCUUAAAAUGUUGGUUGCUGUGGUUGUUGCAUUUUUCAUAUGUUGGGCACCGUUUCACGCACAAAGACUGGUUUACACAUACGGGUCGAAUAAAGAUAAUAAACCGAAAGGAGCCAUAAUGAAACUUAUUUACGAAAUAAUAACAUACGUAUCAGGAAUACUCUAUUAUUUAUCUACGACCAUAAAUCCGAUUUUAUAUCAUAUAAUGUCGUUAAAAUUCAGGGAAGCUUUUAAGGACACCCUUGCUCGUUGUACCUGUACAUCGACGAAUUCGAAUAAAAGAGGAAAAUCGUAUUUGAUACUCAACGGGUAUUCGGUGGGUACUUUUUCAAGGAGAAGAGCACAUUCGUACGAUGCCGAUAAUUCUAGUAAUUUCGUUAGAGAUGAUUCAAUACGAUCCAACGGAUUGAGUUAUGAUGUAACUUUAUCGAAGUAA